GAUCGCGGCCGGAGCCGCCAUUGUUCCGCCGAGGGAGGACAGCGGGGCCUGGCCCUGGCGCGGAGACGCCGCUUAGCGGCCGCCGCUGGAGACACUCCCUCCCGCCGCCCCCCUCCUCCUGGCGGCGGCGGAGUGAGGCUGACGGGGGCACUGGGAGCCCCCUGUCCUCCUGGCGGCGGCAGCGGCCGAUCCCCGGCUCCGGCGCGAGGGGCGGCCGCAAUGCGCUCGGCCUGAGUUGGUCCGGCCUGGCCUUACCUUGCUUCCCUUGACUGUUCCACGGCGUCUCUGCGCCCCGGCGUCAUUCUGCGAGUGCCGCUGACGGGAGGGAAGAUGGCUACACGGAGCUGGCUGGACGAGCUGGCCCAGCAGGCCGAGGAGGGCUCAGCCCGGCUGCAGGAAAUGCUCUCGGUCGGCCUAGGCUUUCUGCGCACCGAGUUGGGCCUCGACCUGGGGCUGGAGCCGAAACGGUACCCGGGCUGGGUGAUCCUGGUGGGCAUGGGCGCGCUCGGGCUCCUGCUGCUCUUCCUGCUCGGCUACGGCUGGGCCGCGGCUUGCGCCGGCGCCCGCAAGAAGCGGAGGAGCCCGCCUCGCAAGCGGGAGGAGGCGGCGGCCGCGCCGGGCCCGGCCGCUGACGACCUAGGCGUGCUGAAGAAUCUCAGGAGCGAGGAGCAGAAGAAGAAGAACCGGAAGAAAUUGCCGGAGAAGCCCAAACCAAACGGACGGACCAUCGAAGUGGCUGAGGAAGAGGUCGUCCGAACUCCUCGGAGUGCAGCAGCUAAGCAGCCAUUAGAGACACACAAGAAAAAUGAAAAGUCAAAGAAAAAUAAGAAGAAAUCAAAGUCAGAUGCUAAAGCAGUGCAAAACAGUUCACGCCAUGAUGGAAAGGAAGUUGAUGAAGGAGCCUGGGAAACUAAAAUUAGUCACAGAGAGAAACGACAGCAGCGUAAACGUGAUAAGGUGCAGUCUGAUUCUGGUUCAUUGGAUUCAACUAUCCCUGGGAUAGAAAAUACCAUCACAGUUACCACCGAGCAAGUUACAACUGCAUCAUUUCCUGUUGGUUCCAAGAAGAAUAAAGGUGAUUCUCAUCUAAAUGUUCAAGUUAGCAACUUUAAGUCUGGAAAAGGAGAUUCUACACUUCAGGUUUCUUCAGGAUUGAAUGAAAACCUCACUGUAAAUGGAGGAGGCUGGAAUGAAAAGUCUGUAAAACUCUCCUCACAGAUCAGUGCAGGUGAGGAGAAGUGGAACUCUGUUUCACCUCCUUCUGCAGGCAAGAGGAAAACUGAACCAUCUGCUUGGGGUCAAGACGGUGGAGAUGCUAAUGCAAAUGGAAAAGACUGGGGAAGGAGUUGGAGUGACCGAUCAAUAUUUUCUGGCAUUGCUGCUUGGUCUAGUGUGGAUAGGGGAAUGAAUACCUCUGAACAGAAUUCUGCUUCUUUUGCAUCUCUCACACUUAACUCUGCUGUUUCUGGGUCUACUGCUGAGCCAGUUUCUCAGUCUACCACUUCUGAUUAUCAGUGGGAUGUUAGCCGUAAUCAACCAUAUAUCGAUGAUGAAUGGUCUGGGUUAAAUGGUAUGUCUUCUGCUGAUCCCAGCUCUGAUUGGAAUGCGCCAGCAGAAGAGUGGGGAAAUUGGGUAGAUGAAGAAAGAGCUUCACUUCAAAAGUCCCAGGAACCAAUUCCUGAUGAUCAAAAAGUUUCAGAUGAAGAUAAAGAAAAGGGAGAGGGAGCUCUUCCAACAGGGAAAUCUAAAAAGAAGAAAAAGAAAAAGAAGAAGCAAGGUGAAGAUAACUCUCCUGCACAGGACACAGAAGAAUUAGAAAAAGAGAUUAGAGAAGAGCUCCCAGUGAAUACCUCUAAGGUCCGUGCAAAACAGGAAAAAGCUUUUUCUUUGAAGACCAUAAGCACUAGUGAUCCAGCUGAAGCGCUCAUCAAAAAUAGCCAGCCUAUCAAGACUCUUCCACCUGCUGUUUCUACCGAGCCAUCUGUUAUUUCAUCAAAAAGUGAUUCUGACAAGAGCUCUUCCCAAGUGCCACCGAUGCUACAAGAAACAGAUAAAUCCAAGUCGAAUACUAAGCAAAAUAGUGUGCCUCCUUCACAGACCAAGUCUGAAACUAGUUGGGAAUCUCCCAAACAAAUAAAAAAGAAGAAAAAAGCCAGACGGGAAACGUGAAUGUUUUUUUUCCUGAAUUGGACAUGUGUUUGCAAACACUGUCUUGAAGAUUAUGCUGUUUAUGCAAUAAUUUGUGAACAUGUACAGAGUUUUAUAUAAAUUUAAACCAAUUUUUAAAACAAAACUGUGAACACAACCACCGUAAAAAUGGAAUCAAAGGAAAGUUAAUUUAUGAAAUUAAGAGGUCAGCAGAAUUGGAAGACACUUGGGGAAAGUCUUUUCAAUCUAACAAGAACGAUCUUAAUUUAAGAAUAUUAUCCUGGUUUUACAACAGUGCCCUGUUUACAACAGAUUGUGCCCUGUCUCAUCUGCAGCUGAGGAAUAAAGGAUUCUGAUUAGAGAGAGGGUUGCCUACAUAUUCGUAGGCAGCUUCUUGGAUCUUAUGCACGGAACUUAAACCAUUUGAAUCUGUUUUAUGCUUAAAUCAAAGUGCUUUGAUCAAAUGCAUAAUCUGCCAUAUCUUUACAUAUUUGUUGGUAGCAAUUUGUAUUAAAGAAAUCACAAGUGCAAAUAAAAAGUCAUUUAUCGUUUGUUUAACUAAACUGUCAUGGUUUAGUUUACAAUUUUUAAAAAGUUCUUAAAACAUUCAAAAUGCAGUUGACACUUGUAUGGCUUAUGAAGUUAUUUUUGAUAGUCUUACUUUACUUGAAUUGUUCAAAGUACAGUAUAUUUUAAGUUAAGAAAGGUAAACUAUAUAUUUGUUUUAUACUUUUAAGGUUCAGACUCACAAAUAAUGCUCUUGUUGAUGAUUUGAAAACUUUCAGGCAAAAUCCACCUUACAUUUUUUCCUUUCCCUAGCAAUUACUUUUUUUUCCAGCACCAACUCUUCAUCAUUACUAAUACUUUUUUGACUUUAAAAAUGAAAUCUUUCACAAACUAGUUAUGCAGACAGAACUUUGAUUAUAUGAUGGAGAAUGAAAAACUAAAGUCAGACAGCUUUAAUUGACAUUGUCAAGACCUCCAGUUAUCAGGAAUACAUUUUUUUACUGCCUUAACCUGUAGUGCGUAGAAUAUGCAUCAAUUUCUUGAAGGGGAUUCGUGUUUUUAUAAGAAUUUUCAUGUAAUUAUUGCAAUCGUGAUCAAAUAAGGAACGUUUCCUGCUUGAAACUGUAUUGAUUUAAAUGAUGUGUGAGAUGUUUCACCAUUUUCAGGCACUGUGUAAUUCUAUUGUAAUAAACUGGCAGGUAUCUUUGUAACUAUAAAUAGUGCAUGCUCAGCCAUGUACACUGUAAAUAGCCUUUACCAAACGUGUUUGACAAGGACCAUAAUUAACAUCACUUAGUGAAUUGUGAUAAAGAAGAAAAGCCAUGAUUUAUUCGAUGUGAUUGGCUUAAUUGUUUUCCUGUGGCGCCAAGAAUGAAACUGUUUAACAGCUGUAACCAAUGGUACUGAUCUGUCCAUCCAAUCUUGUCUUUAUUAUAUUUGACUGUGGUUUGAUAGUAUUGCAUUGUCACACUAGGAAAGCUAAAGAAACAAAAUGCUUUUAGUUUUGCUGAAGACUGGCCUUAUUAAUGGACAGCUUUCCUAACAAGUGAUUAUUAACUUUUAUCAGGUGUUAACAUCUGUUUCAGGAACAUGGCAGUAUGUUUACAUGUCAGAAGUUUUGUUUAAUUCUAUAUUUCUAAAUUGAUUUGUUUAAAUAAAUUCAGCAAAUGGA
Molecule: messenger RNA, 3826 nt
Organism: Globicephala melas (long-finned pilot whale)
Lineage: Eukaryota; Metazoa; Chordata; Mammalia; Artiodactyla; Delphinidae
Gene: MTDH
Product: metadherin
Biological process (GO): negative regulation of apoptotic process; positive regulation of canonical NF-kappaB signal transduction; regulation of transcription by RNA polymerase II
Cellular component (GO): nucleus
Molecular function (GO): NF-kappaB binding; transcription coregulator activity
Source: RefSeq, a predicted model, not a curated record